GAGAACCACCUUCCCAGUGACACCAAGAGGGAGGGGAGAGAUCGCAAAUUUUCUGCUUGUCCAGUAACAACAAUGGCAGCUCCUCCGACGCCCACGCUGGUGCUGCUGCCGGAGUGGGGCGCCGGGCACCUCAUGUCCAUGCUCGAGUCCUGCAAGCGCCUCCUCCUCCGCGGCGGCCGCGCCUUCUCCAUCACGCUGCUCGUCAUGCGCCCGCCCACCGCGCAGGCCACCUCCCAGGUCGAGGAGCACGUCCGCCGCGAGGCCGCCUCCGGCCUCGACAUCCGCUUCCACCGCCUCCCCGCCGUCGACCCCCCGGCCGACGCCGCCGGGGUCGAGGACUUCAUCGCGCGCUACAUCCAGCUCCACGCGCCCCACGUCCGGGACGCCGUCGCCGGGAUGCCCUGCCCUGUCGCCGCGCUCGUGCUCGACCUCUUCGCCGCGCCCAUGGUCGACGUCGCCCGCGGGCUGGGCGUGCCCUCCUACGUCUUCAUGUCCUCCACCGGCGCCAUGCUCGCGCUCAUGCUCCACCUGCCCGUGCUCCACCGCGUGGUCACCGUGGGGUUCGACGAGCUGGACGGGGAGCUGCACGUGCCCGGGCUGCCGCCGGUACCGCCGGAGUGCUUGCCGUGCCCCGUGGUGGACAAGAAGAGCCCCAACUACACGUGGUUCCUGCGCCUCGGCGGCAGCUUCAUGGACGCCACGGGGAUCAUCGCCAACACCGCGGACGGGCUCGAGCCGGGGCCCCUCGCGGCCGUCGCCGACGGCCGCGCCGUGCCAGGGCGCCCCGCGCCGCCGGUGUACCCCGUCGGCCCCGUGCUCUCGCUCGGCAGCAGCGCCAGCAAGAAGGAUUCCUCCUCGGAGCCACCGCACCAGUGCGUCGCCUGGCUGGACGCGCAGCCGCCGGCGUCGGUGGCGUUCCUCUGCUUCGGGAGCAUGGGCUGGUUCGAGCCGGCGCAGGUGGUGGAGAUCACCGCCGCGCUGGAGCGGUGCGGCCACCGCUUCCUGUGGGUUCUGCGUGGCCCCCCUUCCUCCAAGUCCGGCGCCGGCGCGCCGGACGGGUCGGAGCACCCGACGGACGCGAGCCUGGAGGAGCUGCUCCCGGAGGGGUUCCUGCGGCGGACGGAGGGCAAGGGCCUGGUGUGGCCGACGUGGGCGCCGCAGAAGGAGAUCCUGGCGCACCCGGCCGUGGGGGGGUUCGUGACGCACGGCGGGUGGAACUCGGUGCUGGAGAGCCUGUGGCACGGCAUACCCAUGGCGCCGUGGCCGCUGUACGCGGAGCAGCACCUGAACGCGUUCGAGCUCGUCGCCGACAUGGGCGUCGCCGUGCCGCUGAAGGUGGACCGGAAGCGGGACAACUUCGUGGAGGCGGCGGAGCUGGAGCGGGCGGUGAGGUGCCUGAUGGGCGAGGAGGGGCGGAAGGCCAGGGAGAAGGCCGCCGAGAUGAGAGACGUCUGCCGCAAGGCCGUGGAGAAGGGCGGCUCCUCCGACGCUGCGCUGCAGAGGCUCUCGGAGGCGCUCCACGAUGGCGCGGUGCCCCCGACCAUAUGAAUCGAUCCUUAUAAUGGAGUAUAUAUUUCUCUCCUACAGAAAAUGAUAAAAUAAAAUCGAAGUGUGUGUGGUAGAAACACCAGAGCAGAACAUCUUUGAUGCAGUUCAAGGCUGGCGUUUUGAUGUGCUCCAGAUAGAGUGAAGAUCUGGAAAGUCAGUCUAUGCGCGCCGAGAACCAGUGAUGGAGAAGCUCCUUUUGGUCAUUUGCUAUUUUGUCUGCUUUUGCUCAUAAGUUUGUAUUGGCUAGCUUGUGGUUGUGUAUCUUGCUUUCACCCAUUUUUGUGGUUUGGUAGUUCGUUCCUAUGUUAAUAUAAGCAGCGUCUUUUUUUUUCUUU
Messenger RNA from Triticum dicoccoides, 1883 nucleotides. Its product is annotated as anthocyanidin 3-O-glucosyltransferase 2-like. The transcript has a single exon. Lineage: Eukaryota; Viridiplantae; Streptophyta; Magnoliopsida; Poales; Poaceae. Gene Ontology annotation, molecular function: UDP-glucosyltransferase activity. The coding region runs from base 73 to 1548 and encodes 491 amino acids. The record is from RefSeq and is a predicted model, not a curated record.